AUGUCACCAAAAUUAAUAGAAAUGAAAUCGCUCAAGCAAUUGUAUUCAAUUGAAAGUGAGGGUAUUCAUUUAAAGUAUGAUGAAAAGGAGCACGGCCAAAGAAGAUUAUUAUGUAUUGAUUUUGAUAAUCUUAUAUGCUCGCUUGAUACAGAGUACCAGCUUAGACAACAGAGACUCAUCCGAUCGAAUCAAAUCAAUGUGGUCUCUACACUUCAGUUUAGAGAAUUUAUGGAAACCAGUCUUAGAAAGCUGCUAGAAACUGGAUUCAAGUUAGUAUUUUUUAGUGAUGGUGUAGAGAGUGAAGAGAAAGCCAAUUCAACAAAAGUUGAAAGAUUUGGAACCAGAGCUAAAAACUAUAAAUCUUUUGGUGAAAGAAUUUGGGAUCCAACAAAAAAGAUUUCAAGUUAUUCUAGUAAACCUUCAAAUAUUUUAGCCUAUGAAGAAGUGUAUCAUAUACUUUUACACUUGAUUGAUCAAGGUCAUCCAAUUGAAUGGAGUUUAUGUAAAAAGGAAGGUGACUUGGAAUUGAUUCAAUAUGCUCACAAGUAUAAAGAAAUCCUUUAUGGUAUCCUUUCCAAUGACAAUGAUUUCUUUUUCGCCAAUGUUGGAAGUGACUGCACAUUGGUGACAACUGGGGACUUGGGAUUCAACUUGGAACAUGGAUUUAGAAAAUUCAUUCCCUACAACUUUAAAACAACUUGUCAAAGAUUAAAUUUUAAACAUAAUUCAUUAUUGGUUAUAUUAUUUGUAUUAAUUCAUACUGAAUUGGGAGCAAAGGAUAAAUCACUAGAUUAUUUUAUAAAGUUGACCAAUACAUUGUUCCCUGUAGAGGAUGAAGAAUGGUUGACAUCUAGUGACAAUGUAGACACUAUUGUCGAGAGAAUUACAGAUGCCUAUAAAUUAAAUGAAUUUAGACAAACUGUUUGCAAGGAGCUGUAUCUAUCAUCUCAACCAAAGAUAUUGGCCAAUGUACAUCAAGACUGGUCAUUGACAGAGUUUAAUGGUAUCUUUUCAAAGUUUAUCAAUCCAAGAAAAUUAAUCUCAUCGACUCUUUUCAGACCGAGUUUGGUGUCUAUUAACAUCGACCACAAUGAAUUGGUACAUUGGAGAGAUGAUUCUAGUCAGUAUAUCACCUACUUGACUGCACCGGUUCGAACCAACAUCUACUCUAUGUUUUGCAGUAAACCCGUCACUGAAAGAUUGAUCGACUUUAAUGCCAAGGAUCUCGUCCAAACCAUCCAAAGAGAUCUUGUCAAAGUUCCCAUCACUGCACUCGAAUCAUACCAAAAUGAAUCGAUCGAUACAAUCACCCGUCUCAAAACAUUCUAUCAAAUGGCCAACGUGCAAUGGCCAGACAACCAAUUCGGCGAUGAAAUGACACCAGAGCUCAAAAGUAUUCCUGUAUGGCACCAUUUUGUCAUUGCAUCUUGGUUGUUUAUUCUCAAGUGCAAGGAUUGGAAGAUUGUCGAUGAGGAUGAGUUUGACUGUUUCCUACUCCACUCUUUGUUCCUUCGUUAUGGUCUUGGUAAGACUAUAUUGACAAGUGCACCACAAUCACCAAACUCCAACCAUGUUGAAUACUUUAAGGGUACAAUUGAUAGAUACAACUGUCACCAAUACCAAAUCUAUGUGUUUUUCAACCUCAUGUUAUUGAAUUGCUACCAAAUCUCUGCUUGUUUGAAUCUUGACCCAGACCAAACCAGACCUGCUCCAUCACAAUUCUCCGACGGUGAUCUAUACCAACUGCUAUCGAAAUCAGUUACCAUCAACAUUUACAAUCCAAAGAAUGUAAAAGACUAUAAACCAACACCCAACCAAAACAACAACAACGUCAUUGGUAUCGACAAUAGACUAUUCACCAAGUACCAAUCGAUCAUCCAAUCAAACAAACCAUUAAUGAAUGAUUUCAAAUUAAUUAAAUCAAUCAUUAAACCUUCAUUACCACAAUACAAAUAA
Molecule: messenger RNA, 1956 nt
Organism: Cavenderia fasciculata
Lineage: Eukaryota; Evosea; Eumycetozoa; Acytosteliales; Cavenderiaceae
Exons: 3
Coding region: 1-1956 (651 amino acids)
Source: RefSeq, a predicted model, not a curated record